CAUCUUGUUGUACAUUUGUUAUCAUCAAAAAGUAUUACUAUUAUUAUUAUGGCUCCUAAUGUGGUCGUGCAUCCUAAACAACCAUACUUUGGUGUUCCGCUGUUUUUGCUGUUUAGCAGUGUGGUUGGUGGACUGGUCCAAUUGUUUGGGCCCAAUAAGGAAGAAACUGAUGCAAGAGCAAAGCAGAUGGCGCUCUUCAUGAAACAGACCAUCUCCCAGGCUUUCUCUCAGACUCUGGAUCUUGGGGCAGGAGGUUUUGCCAGUGGUCUGAACGUGCUCUUACAACAUGCCACGCUCUUCCUGCAGGCUGCUGGAAUCCAAGUUGGCCUUCCUGUCAACAACGUGACGCCAGAAGGAGUCAUCUCCGUCGCGCAGUGGGUUCUUGUACUUCUCAUUUGCUAUGGGAUGAUAACCAUUGCCUUUCUAUUGGUCACCUUCCUUCUGAGGUGGUUGUGGCGGCUACUGAAAGUGGGAGUGGCUUUGGCCUGUUUUGGACUAAUCCUGAAUGACCACAGUGUUGGCAAAGAAACCGUGGCAAUUAGACUGGUGUGCUUAGGGUGCGUCUGCAUCAUAUUGAGCAUCAGACCACGGAAGGACUGGACCAUGGCUGCUAGAAAUGUUAAUCCAGAACAGCAGGUGAAGCUCUUGGAAAAUCGAGUGAGAGAGAUGGAGAAAUGGAGAAAAAGAUGUGUUAUUUUGUCUUGUUGUCUGAUAGGUCUUUUGUGCUUUGUGGUCUUUGUAGUCUUUAGAGUUUAUACUGUCAUAUCUAAUUCAAAAGCAUUGUAAGUACUAUUCUCUAUGUAGGCAUAGUGGACCUUCAUGGAUGAAAAGUGAAUGAAUUUCUUACAGUCAGUAGUGUGGGGAUCAAAAGAUAAAGAAAUACUUGUUCUUCUUUCUUUAGCUUCUAUUCUGUUGGUUGAUUUUGGGUCAUCAUUUGACUGAGAUAAUAAUAUAGAGAAGGAGAUUCACAAUUUUUCAAGUCUGUCUUAAAACAAUAGUCCGGUACCCAUAUGAACAGUGACAAAGGUUUUGGAUUUACUGGCCAUAAAGAGAUCCCUUCCUUUAGAAUUUCCAAUGCAAGUGAUUGGGGAAAAAUCCACACUCCAAAGUUUAUCUGAAGUUCUGACAUAUCUGAAGUUAAUUUAACCUUUUAGCAGUCUUGAGUUAGACAAGUCGAGUAGGUAUCUUCCAAAGUUAUAGUCUUUUCAGCACAAAAUUCCCUCUUUGUGUCACUGUCUCACCACUGCAGCUAACCAAGCAAACACUGAAAAGGGAAUUCUAUACUAAAAAGACUAUGGUAUGGCUUCUGGUAUGGCGAUGAGCUGAGCUAACACGAGGAAAGCAGCUCCCUAGUUAACGAAUUUAAAGUGCAUAUUUCACUUCUGAUAACAUACAUUUUUCGCUUUAAAAAUAUUGCCUCUUUAAAAUGUCUGGAAAGGGCAAGACUAACAAUUCAAAGAACAUUCUGGCCAUGGCAAAAACUAGCGAUGGUGGCCACUGGAGAAAUGUUAACCAUCUCUUCGUACCAACUGAGCAGUAAAAAAUCAUGUAUAGUGUUGGCUAAAGUGACUAAAAUGACUGUGGCCCACAGAGCUGGACUUGAAUGCUGUAAGAAAGAAAGUUUAAGCCUAUGCCAUUGGUUAUACAGGAAACUUUGGAAACUCUGUCAUUUCACAGUGACACAGUGAAGAAGAAGAUAAUGAUUUUUUGAAAGCCAACGCCGAUGACUUGAUGAGAAAAUCACUCACACAGCAACAGAGCGCUGGUGGAAAAUUUUGGGAGACUACUGUGGGUGGACAGGGCAUAUUGAACCCUGCAACGUCAGAGGCCAGUUCUCUUAUGCUUUGUGAAAUAUCAAGACAAGUUUGGUCAUGGAAUUAUCCAGGAAACGAGGCCAGCUCAUGUGGCGAGCUAACAAGAGCUUUAUCUUCACUGAUUUGAGCAACCAACUCGCAAAAGAAGCACGCCAUAUGAAAGGCAAUUAAAUCUCCAAACUCCAUAAGACGAACAUUGAGUUUACACUUCGCUACCCAGCCAAACUUUGAGUCUGCUUUUAGGACAACAAGGGCAAAUUCAGCUCGGCAGCUGAACCCGAAGCUUUCUUCCUUCAGCACAUAAAGUGAACUGACUGUCUACAGUUGCUGUGAAUAUGCAAAACAUCUUAUGCUGGGGGAAAGAGCUUAAUACCCCAUCUGAUUUCAUUUUCUAUUCACUAGCUACGUUAUAAUUUUGUUCAAAACGUUCCGUGGCUGGAGAGCGUUCUGCUGUACAAGAGCAGGUUUUAGAGACAAAUGGUAAAAUGUGUAUUUUCAUUGCCUUGUACACAUUUUAAAUUUUGAAUA
This is a messenger RNA of Dicentrarchus labrax (European seabass), 2342 nucleotides long. RefSeq lists its product as uncharacterized. Bases 49 to 786 code for a protein of 245 amino acids. The record is from RefSeq and is a predicted model, not a curated record. Lineage: Eukaryota; Metazoa; Chordata; Actinopteri; Moronidae. The transcript has 3 exons. Gene Ontology annotation, biological process: cellular response to gamma radiation; intrinsic apoptotic signaling pathway in response to DNA damage by p53 class mediator.